AUGUCUAAGUGUCAAUGUCCAUGUGAACUUGUCUUAAAAGUUGGAUGUAAUGAAGCAGAUGAAAUAUCAAGUGCAUUAACGAAUUUACUACGUUCUUGUUCAAUAAGUGAAAAUAAUUUUUUUCUUAUCGAACGUCAGACUCAACCAACAUCGUAUUUUGGCUCAUUUACAACACCAACGACAACAUCCUCGUCUUCUAAUUCAUCAAUCGAUGAUCUACAACAAAUUCCAUCUCAAUCAUUAAGUUGUGUUUUAUUAAUAACUGAUGAUAUUCUCAAACGUCAACAACUUGUCUCAUCUUUAUCAUCGGUUAAUACAAAUGUCAAUGGUAACAAUGGUAAAUUACCAAAAUCAAAAUAUUUUUUUAAAUCAUCAAUAUGGAAUUUUCAUCAUAAAAUUGAACUAUUAGAUGAAUUUAAAUCGACAAUUGCUCGACAAGAUUAUUAUGAAUUAUCAAAGCAUUUGCCAUUAUGGUCGGUAUCACAUGUACCAUUGAGUCGUCUUCCAAUCAUUCGUUUUAAUAUAUUCACACUACAGUUUGAUUUAAUGGUAAAAUUUUAUUCUUCAUUAUUUCAACAUAAACCCGAAUCAACAAAGCCCGGUUUUGUUCUCUAUAUUCUACAACAUUCACAAACGAAAAUUGUACAAUUUUCCAUUAAAUAUUCACCAUCCAUUAAAUCUUAUUGUUUAUCACAAACAGCACACUUAAAAUUUUGUUUAAAAACAUUAAGUACACAAUUACAAACAGAAUAUAGUAGUAAAUUAUUUUAUUUAAAUAAAUAUGAAUAUUGUAUACAUGAUCCAGAUGGAAACUUGUUACAUCUCCAUCUCGUGCGUAAUGAGCAAACAACAGUGUUCGUACAUGAACAAUCACAACGAACAGCAAAACAUCCUCAGGAAAUUUGUACAAAUGAUAGUGGGGUUGGAGAGAGUGAUCCACAAUUGAACUUGUUUAGUUCUAUUGUACCUCAAGGAUAUCAUCCAUAUCCAAGACAGCAAUUAUCCAUUCCACCAACAGUAACAACAAAAAUAAAUGGCACAGUACCACAAGAUCAAGAUAUACACAGCCAUUCAAGUCAAUCAAGUCAUGAUUCUGGUAGAUGGAGUUCUAUAUCAUCCAAUGAAUUGGCAACUUUGCAAACAACAACUGUUCCUGAAGCUGUUCAACCAAUUCAAUAUGUUUUAAAUGGACGACAAUCAACAACAACAAUAAAACAUGUACCAAUUACAAAUAGAAAUGUUUUUGAAAACGCUGGUCAUGAAUAUAGACAACAGCGAGUAAAUAUCGACAAAAGUAGAGAACGAGUCUUUGGAAAAUCUCAGAACAAGUCAACGCUAUAUGAAAGUGAACCACGUUUAUUAACAAAUCUAAAUUUAUUUGACUCAAACAAGUCAUCAACUAAUAGAUAUUAUUCAUCGAUGAGUACGAUCGAACAACAACCUUUAUCAAAACAAUAUAAUAAUCAUCAACAACAUAUACGAUUAGUAGAACAUGAUUAUAUCGGACAACCGGCUCAAACGUCAACACCAUUACACAUUUCGAAAAGUACAUGUCUUCGACCGUGGCAAGAAGAAACUUUGCAACCACAGUGGUAUGAUCAAACAUUUGAUGUUUCGUAUGAAGUUGAUUCUCCUCGAAGUAGCAAUUAUUGUCUUAAUAUCGAUAAUAGACGAGAUUAUGUUAAUGUAGAAGAUGUUGAAGAGCCAUUAGGCUAUUUGAAUGCGUUUUUACAGAAAAAAAAUAGAGAAAGGCAAGCCACUUCGACCCCUACAACUCCUCCAUUAGUAUUGCCAAAAAUUCAAGAAAAAAAUAAAUGGAACGUGAAUGCUGUUUCUCAACGUCGAUUAUUGAACAAUGACACUCAACGAACAAAUUCAAUUAAUGUCAAAGCGUUAAUAGCUCAAUUCGAAACACCUAACAAUGAAUGCUCACCGGUCCGUCCAUUAUCCGCUCCACUAAUAGAAUCGACAACAAAUCGAAAACCAAAAAGUAUUUUACAUCGGCGUAGUGUAACAACAUCACUCGAUGUUCAUAAAUGUGAUACAAAUAUUAAUACAUCCAGGAAACGUUCAAAAUCUGUUACAUUUGAUUGUAACGAAAAUCAGACGGAUGACGAAAAUGAAGAAGAACAUGAUAAUGAACAGAGAGUAAAUCGUCCAUCAUCAUGUAUCAAUUUUGUACAACAAGAACGACAGAUACCGAUCGAAGUCACUACGCAUCAUCGUUCCAGUGCUAUUCAACGUGACGGUGCAAGAAGUCCAAAAUUAGAUAUUGGUAUAACGCUCGAUUCUCGAUUACGAAAAACACCUGUAUUAGAAAUGAUACGUAGUUCAGCUAUGCCUGAAGAAAAAUUAUGCGAUCCAGAAUUAAUCGAUCUACUAAAAAGGACUAGUUCAUUGAGACGAGCUAAUGCUUAUAUCACAGCUAACACCUAUAAUAUACCAAUAGCACCAAUUGCAAGAUUCUAA
This is a messenger RNA of Didymodactylos carnosus, 2469 nucleotides long. Lineage: Eukaryota; Metazoa; Rotifera; Eurotatoria; Philodinida; Philodinidae. The record is from the annotation of a GenBank genome assembly.